Lagopus leucura (white-tailed ptarmigan) is the source of this 2002-nucleotide messenger RNA. It is a transcript of the gene FAM177A1, whose product is annotated as family with sequence similarity 177 member A1. Bases 12 to 644 code for a protein of 210 amino acids. Lineage: Eukaryota; Metazoa; Chordata; Aves; Galliformes; Phasianidae. The record is from RefSeq and is a predicted model, not a curated record. The transcript has 5 exons.
CGGGCGGGAGGAUGGAGCAGGGGCUGUCCGCCAUCACCCUCUACUGCGCGCCCGCCACCGGCCCCGCGGCCGCCGCCUGCGCCAUGGAGCCCGAGCAGCAACUUACAAAUGGAGAUAGAGGCUUUGAGAAUGUGGAGCUGGGUGUCAUAGGAAAGAAGAAGAAAGUUCCAAGGAGGGUUAUUCACUUUGCAAGUGGAGAAACAAUGGAAGAAUAUAGCACAGAUGAAGAGGAAGAUGAACAAGAGAAAAAAGACCUGUUGCCUCCUGUAGAUCCUACAACGCUCACAUGGGGACCCUACUUAUGGUUUCAUAUGCUGAGAGUUGCCACCUCAACCUUAUCAGUGUGUGAUUUUCUUGGGGAAAAGAUUGCAUCUGUUCUGGGGAUAAGCACUCCAAAAUACCAAUAUGCCAUCGAUGAGUAUUACAGAAUGAAGAAAGAGGAAGAAGAGGAGGAACAGGAAAACAGGAUGUCAGAAGAAGCAGAAAGACAGCAUCAGGAGCAGCAGGACAAGCCACAGGCUGAGGCUCCUGUCCAAACAGACCAGCCUGAAGCAACAAGUACUUCCUUCGUGAAUGUAAACUUUGAAAAUGAGGGAGAUUGCCAGUCUGUUGUGGAAAAUAAGCAAGAUGUAGCUUCUACUUAAGUGAAAAGCUCUGUGUACUGUAAGAAAUAGGAAGCAUCAGGUGUCACAGUCUGGCUACAAGCAGAAAAAUAGGAUUAUACUUGUUCAGUGUAAUACAACUUUUAGCGUUCUUAUUGAUCAGGAGAGAGCUAAGUGAUGUCUCUUCCUUCUGUCAGCCUAAUAAAGGCUGAGGCAUUCUGCCAAAUUGGCACUUCAGUUAAAAUGUAAAUCGGGCUACAAAUGUUUGGUCUAAAAUUGAAUUUCUUGUAAAGCAAGUAAAACAUUUAAAUUGUUGUCUGGCACUGUGGAUUGCAGAUGUAGUGCUCUUUCCUACUUCUAAACACCUAUUUCUGAUUUGUACACUGUUUGCAACUUGGCUCUCUAUGAAUAGAUUAAUAGGAAUCAAUAUCCUGUAACUCACAAGUCAUAGUAGCUUCUGAAUUCCCCUAUUUGUUGUCACUACUGUGUGCAUGUGUCUUUCUGUUACUGACAUAAGAGAUGUUAGAUUUAAUGUUAAUUAGAUUUAAAGGCCCAAUGAAAUACUUCUAUUAUUACUCUAAACUUUAAAGGAGGCUAUCAACACCCCUGAGUACAUAGGUAAUAAUGCCAGCAUGACUGGAAGCUGAUACUGCUCAGCUGUUCCAUUUAGUGCUAUAAUCAAGUACAGAACUAGCAUCAGCAGAAGAUGCUGUCCCUCUAGAUCCAAGAACUAAUAGUGAGCCACCUGUUCAAAUACUUCUUUACAUGCUUGCUCUGAAUUGGCAGGGAGAGUAAACUCAAGUCUUGCUAAAUUAUAGUGAAUGGGACAUUGUGUAUGGUAACAACUUGUAACUACACUUUUUUUUUUCUUCCUUUUUGUUAUAAGAUACCUGAAUCAGUGUACCUAAUUAAGCUGAACAGGCAGCUUGUUUAAUGUUAUAAGGAAUGUGCUAUUGCAGGUAUCUCUUUCUCCCUAGUGCAGAAUUCAUAAAUAACUGGAAAUUUUAAAAUCAGGCUUAUGAAUCUUCUUUUAAAUUAAAAAAAAAAAGAAAAAAAACUCGUUUCAGUAUUGAAACAACUCAUUCUUUUUUAAGUGAAAUGCAGCUUCACUCCAGUUUUAACUACCCCCAAUUACCAAUCAAAGCUAUUUAUUGCAAUGACUGUGAUCCUAGCUCUAAAUUGCAAAACGUGAAUGGUUUACGUUGGGACAAUCAGGAGUCACUGCUGCAGGCAGGGAAAUAAGUAGCUGUCCCAAUCACUUCCUUUGCAGAAUAGUUACAGAUAGAUUAGCAGAAAACUUAUAAUAUGUAGUAACCAUUUGAAUAAUUGUUUCUGUCCUUGAGAAUGCAAAAAUUUCAAGAACCUUCAGUGAAUUUUUCUGUUAGAUGUCAUCAUGUUUC